AAGCGAGGCGCACCGCUGGAUGCCCAAACCAACAUGAGCUCCUAUUUUGUCAACCCUCUUUUCUCCAAGUACAAGGGCGGCGAGUCCCUGGAGCCGACUUACUACGACUGCCGGUUCCCGCAGAGCGUCGCCCGCAGCCACACGCUGGUCUACGGAGCCGGGGCGGCGGCGCCCGGUUUCCAGCACCCGUCCCACCAUGUGCAGGACUUUUUCCACCACGGCACCGCGGGCAUCUCCAACCCGGGCUACCAGCAGAACCCGUGCGCCCUGGCGUGCCACGGCGACGCCGGCAAGUUCUACGGAUACGAAGCCCUGCCGAGGCAAACGCUGUACGGCAGCCAGCAAGAGGCGAGCUUGGCGCAGUACCCGGACUGUAAAUCGUCGGCGGGCUCCAACCACGCAGACGGACAGGGCCACUUGAACCAAAACUCCUCUCCCAGCCUCAUGUUCCCCUGGAUGCGACCCCACGCCCCAGGACGACGCAACGGCAGGCAAACGUACAGCCGCUACCAGACUUUGGAACUGGAGAAGGAGUUUCUCUUCAACCCAUACCUGACCCGCAAGAGGAGGAUCGAGGUGUCACAUGCCCUAAGUCUGACCGAGCGGCAGGUGAAGAUCUGGUUCCAGAACCGCCGCAUGAAAUGGAAAAAGGAGAACAACAAGGACAAGUUUCCGGGUCAGAGGGGAGAGGCCGAGGCCGAGGAGGAGGGCAACGAGGACGGUGAAGGCGAAGAGCCGGAAGAGAAGGAAGCGGAAGAGGCAGAGGAGAGCAAGGAGUGAUUUGAUGGGCCUUUUUAUGGUUAUAGGGCUAAAAAAAGGGGGUGGGGGGUGGUGGAAGGAGACCGAGUUAGGUCUCAUAAACGGAGCAGGAGUCGCAAGCGCGUCAUCUUUAUGACCAGCCUUUCGUUUUGUCAAGUGGGGAAAGGAAUCACAACAAUAUCCCUGUCAUCGAUAUCGGCACAUUUAACAUCCAACGGGAUUGGUAUUUUUUUCCGAAAAAGAAAGGAGACGAUCUCCAUUUGGUCUUCAAUAUUUCAAAUGCCGCCCUUGCAAAAUGAAAAACGAAAAGGGAAGUAAAACGCAUGCUAGUUUAUUCAAAAAUGGCUUCGAUAUUCGGCGGACGACUGCAUUCAAAUCCGUUUCGACGACCACGAUGCAAACUGUAAAUAGACAAUUAAUAAUAAUAAUCAAAGGCAUCAUAAGACCUUGUAAACUCAACAAAGGGUUUUUAGUAGCGCGUUCAGUCAUCAUCGCGGCAUUUUGUACAAACCACUCACCUUUUUAUUAUGAUUAUGAUUAUGAUGAUUAUUAUUGUCAGUGUUGACAUUUUAUUUCCACACGGAUGGCCUGAAAGCAGCCACACGAGCUCUUCACACGCGCUUUUCUUUUUCCUUCCUUUCUUUCUUUUUGGCGGGUGUGGUGGGGGGGGGGGGACCAGGGAAUUGCAAUCCUUUGAAAUCCUUUGAUGCUACCUAAACCGGGGGAGAAUUGCAAUAGAGAUUUCUGAAUAUAGAGAUUUCAGAUCUUUUUUAUUUUCAUUUGAAAGUGUUAUAGGCGCACACACGCAACUCGGCUACUUACUUUCUAUUGUUCUCAAGUUCUGUCUGUAGCAUUUAGCCAAUCCUUGUUGAAGACAAUGAAUUCUGUUGGAGUCUUGGGAAGAGAAUUAGCUCGAAGGCAAGCCAAGCAAUGACCGGGUUGUAACCUGCAGCCAUGCACUCACUACCUAAACUGGCGAGCCGCAAUGCCUGUGCACGGUACACACCUGCACUCUGAAUUGUCCGGCUCCGAAUGAACGCCAGACGUGUUGUUCCCCAACAACUCAAACUGCCUACAACGCACAUUAGACGGCGCCUACCUGCAACAACCACAGCGAGUUUCCUUUGGAUUUCUACGUGCUGGUGAAAUAGACUAGUUGCUUUUGUUUGGUUUGUUUUGCACUGAAUAUUAUAACCUUUGUGUAUACGUCUUGUUCGAAAUCGAUGUUAACAAGUAUGCUCGUUUCCCGGUGUUUUUCCUGUGAAAGACGACGUUGUCUCCCGCCAUUGUUGAUGUUCACUCACAAAUAAAGAUGAUGGCUCACGA
This is a messenger RNA of Hippocampus zosterae (dwarf seahorse), 2085 nucleotides long. It is a transcript of the gene hoxc8a, whose product is annotated as homeobox C8a. Gene Ontology annotation, cellular component: nucleus. Gene Ontology annotation, biological process: regulation of transcription by RNA polymerase II. Bases 34 to 780 code for a protein of 248 amino acids. NCBI's taxonomy places the organism in Eukaryota, Metazoa, Chordata, Actinopteri, Syngnathiformes, Syngnathidae. The transcript is spliced from 2 exons. The record is from RefSeq and is a predicted model, not a curated record. Gene Ontology annotation, molecular function: DNA-binding transcription factor activity, RNA polymerase II-specific; RNA polymerase II transcription regulatory region sequence-specific DNA binding.